AUGGUGGAAACCUCUCGUACCCUACCGCUACCGCGGAUCGGCACCCCGGCGAUCCAAUCUAGUCGUCAUUGCCCGGACCAAUCCUAUGACAUUGAGACCCUCCGCACACUUAGCGAUCGAGGCCAAUUGACGGCGCGUUGUGACUUUGACGGCAAGAGUCUUUGGACAGCCGAGUUAGAAGAAAAGCUGGUAUCUGGUGAAUUAGAUGUCAUCAUAUGCCAACCACGCUUGACACCUGUGAGCUCGCGGCAAUUCCGCACGGGACGAUCCCCGGGACGCACUGAUCGUAAAGCACUUCCUCGGCUCGGCGUUCGGCCCAACUUCGCCGUCCCUACCCCCAUCUUCGCUUUAAUCUCCGCGAAUGUGGGGACUCGUCUGGCCAAAGUCGAUAACCCAGACAGCGGGUAUACGUGCAUGAUCAUGUCUGUCGCAGGUCUUGAGCGUGUGGGCCUCAAGUAUCGUAUCAACCAGUAA
Penicillium robsamsonii is the source of this 474-nucleotide messenger RNA. RefSeq lists its product as uncharacterized. The transcript has 4 exons. Gene Ontology annotation, molecular function: hydroxymethylbilane synthase activity. Gene Ontology annotation, cellular component: cytoplasm. Bases 1 to 474 code for a protein of 157 amino acids. The record is from RefSeq and is a predicted model, not a curated record. Lineage: Eukaryota; Fungi; Ascomycota; Eurotiomycetes; Eurotiales; Aspergillaceae. Gene Ontology annotation, biological process: heme biosynthetic process.